Messenger RNA from Beta vulgaris subsp. vulgaris (sugar beet), 2445 nucleotides. RefSeq lists its product as hypothetical. The transcript has 10 exons. Gene Ontology annotation, molecular function: nucleic acid binding; RNA-DNA hybrid ribonuclease activity. Bases 687 to 1796 code for a protein of 369 amino acids. The record is from RefSeq and is a predicted model, not a curated record. NCBI's taxonomy places the organism in Eukaryota, Viridiplantae, Streptophyta, Magnoliopsida, Caryophyllales, Amaranthaceae.
UCUUUAUUCCUUGCUGUUCACAAGUCACAACCCUAUUAUCUAGACCAGUACAAAGUGACUCGACACGAUUCAAUUUUAAUUCUUUGGGACCAGAACAAGAGAUUUCUGACCCGAAACUUAAAAAUGUCCCGAACUAAUGAAUUCGAAAGUUCUGGAUUGGAGUAAGAAUUGAACCGACCCAAUUCGAUCCGCCAAAUUCUAAUUAUAUUUUAAAGAAUUAUGUCCUUGAUAAAAUCCAAAAAUACACCCGAUCCAUAUUUGACUCAACCUGUAUAUACCAACUUGAAACCCGCUUGCCAAACCCAUUGGACACUAUGGACACUGGAAAAAGGGUUACUGUCUUACUGAUAUAGUGAUAUGAAUAUCGAGUUAAACACCUACAACAUGGCGAAGACGCUACAAAAUAACAAAAGUACAAAACUCUCUCCUCUUUCAAUCCAAAACCCCAAAAACCCCAAAAAACCCAAAAACCCUUAGAACAAAAGUACAACGUUCGUGAGUCGGACCUCCUGCCUGGCUGCCUCGCCUACCUGCUCGGAACGCGGUGAACGACGGUGGGCGAUAGACGGACAGAUGGUGGACCUCCAAGAGUUGUGACUAGGUAUUGAUUUGAGUUUCGGCUUCUGAGUGCUGAGUGCUGCAUGAAGCAUUUUAUCCAUUCCGAAAUUAUUGUAUAAUAUAGUGUGAUGAACAGCUUGUUGUUCCAAAUAUCUGCUUAUUCUUCCUCAAUUAUCCUGAAAUCAGCUCGUUCAAUAGCGGGUAACUCUUCUUCAUUGUAUGGGAGUUGUUAUUAUUCCAAUUUAUCUUGGAAAAGGAACCCAGUUUCAAAAUCAAUCAAUUUGGGAUCAUCUUGUGUAUUCGCAAGGCUUGGUGUUGUUCAGUGUUAUUCUACAAAGAAAAAGUCUCCUCGGAAGCCGAAAUCAAAAUCUAGUACAGAGGCAGUAAUGGAGGAGAAGAACGAGAAGGAUGCGUAUUUCGUGGUUCGAAAGGGGGAUGUUGUUGGUGUUUACAACACUUUCAGUGAAUGCCAAGCUCAACUUACCUCUUCGAUAUCUGACCCUCCAGUUAGUGUGUAUAAAGGAUAUUCCUUGCCUAAAGAUGCUGAGGAAUACCUUGUCUCUCGUGGCCUUAAGAAUGCUCUCUAUACCAUCAAAGCUUCUGAUCUCAAAGAUGAUCUUUUUGGCACACUUGUUCCUUGUCUUUAUCAGGAACCAACAUCUUCUAAAGAUGAAAGACCCAGUAUAGAUUUGCCACAGAAGAGGCCUCACGAUGUGCUAGAAUCAGGAAAUAAGGAGACUGUCGGAUUGCAGUUGACCUCCGUUGAUCCAUUGAGCAAGCUUCAGAAGUUAGAUCACAUGCCUUCUGAUAGUCUUUCCUGUAUUAUUCAUUUUGAUGGUGCUUCUAAAGGAAAUCCUGGACAAGCUGGUGCCGGAGCUGUACUUCGAGAUCUUAAUGGAAGCUUGAUAUGUAGAAUACGUCAAGGCUUGGGAAUCGCAACCAAUAAUGUUGCUGAAUAUAAAGCUCUUAUAUUAGGAUUAAAGAAAGCUCUUGAGAUGGGUUAUACCAGUAUUCAAGCGCUGGGUGACAGCAAACUUGUCGUUAUGCAGCUUCAGGGUUUAUGGAGAGUCAAGAAUCAAAACAUGUCCGAUUUGUAUGCAGAAACAAAGAAACUGAAGGACCAGUUCUCUUCUUUUGAGAUUACUCAUGUUCUAAGGGAACUGAACUCUGAUGCUGAUGCACAAGCAAAUUUUGGUGUCCAUCUUGCUGAUGGUCAAGUACAGGAGGUUUUCCAGUAGCAGAAUCAUCCUGCUCUUGCUCCUGCAUUCAUUUUUCGGCUUUCCAAUUUUUAGCAAGGAAAAAAAAUUCACAAGUGAACAAAUUACAGUAUAUGAAUGAUAAUUGCUUUUGAGGGUGAGAUUACUCGGAAGAUACACCAACAUUAUUGGCCCUGCGACAUCUAAGUCGGCAGUUGCAUUACACUUCUGAGACCUGACUAAAUGAAGACAACAAAAGCGGGAAGAUAGACUCGGAGAAACAAAGCCAAAUACUCGAGGGAAUAUUUAGGUGUCAUCAAGAUCUCAGUUACUAUAUGGAGUAGCUCUAUUUGAUCUUUUAAAACUUAAAGAACAUCGAAUGUUCCAUGUAUGUAGGGAUAUUUGUCAAAUGCGAGCUCUUCUCGCGGCCUCUUUUUUGUCAAAGAGUUUCAUUGUCAUAUUGUGUAGUGGAUUUUUCCGAGCUGCAUGCCUGUAUGGCAUAAUUGCUUUGCAAAGAGACAUGUCAUGGAUAUCAAAUUUCUGGCUCUCUGGAUCAGUGAUCACAUCAAGCCGACCUAAAACUUAAUGUGACAACUUUUGGUUAAUUAAUCAAUCAUUGCAAGUUUAUUAGUUAUAGGUUCUAUUUUGUCUAACUUAUGAAGUUGAAUAUAAUUUCUAGUAAGUUUUUGUU